GUGCGGCAUUUUGUGUGCUACUGUGUGCUGCCCAUCGUCGACGAAAAGAAUUGUGAAUAUUGAUUGUAAAAGGCGUCCUGCGCGGUGUAUUAAGUGCGUAAAUAAUAUGGUUUAACGUGUUCGCAGUUUAAGAAGGGAAAAACAAACACUACACUACACUGUACCGAUUUACCGGCAAGCGGAACAUUGCAAUCGGCAUUUUGGCUGCUGUACUGAACGCCGCUUUGACAAACGCACACACAUACAUACACAGAGACGCGCGCGCACGUAGCGUCGUAAAAAACGGUACGAAGACGAUUUGCGGCUCGGCACAAGACCCAGGAAUACACGUACUGCCACAGCACUCGUCCAUCUUGCCAGUUUAACGGAUUUGGCGGGAGUGUGUAAAACCCCGAAACGUCGGACAAUUUCAUUCCUCAUUUCGAUCGUGUGGCAAAUCGAAAAAUAUUGAAAUGGGUGAUCGAGCAGAUGGUGCGGAAGCGUUCGAUGAUGCGGUCGAGGAGCGUGUCAUUAAUGAGGAGUACAAAAUUUGGAAGAAAAAUACUCCGUUCCUGUACGAUUUGGUCAUGACACACGCGCUCGAAUGGCCGUCACUAACCGCCCAGUGGCUGCCGGAUGUGACGAAACCGGAGGGAAAGGAUUACUCGGUACAUCGGCUCAUUCUCGGUACGCACACAUCGGACGAGCAGAACCAUCUGCUGAUUGCGAGUGUACAGCUACCGAACGAGGACGCACAGUUCGACACAGGGCACUACGAUAACGAGAAGGGCGAGUUUGGCGGGUUCGGUUCGGUGUCGGGAAAGAUCGAAAUCGAGAUAAAAAUCAAUCACGAAGGUGAAGUUAAUCGAGCCCGGUACAUGCCACAGAAUCCAUGCGUGAUUGCCACGAAAACACCGUCGAGCGAUGUGCUUGUGUUUGAUUACACGAAGCACCCGAGCAAACCGGAACCGAGCGGUGAAUGUCAUCCGGAUCUGCGGCUGCGUGGCCACCAGAAGGAGGGUUACGGGCUGUCAUGGAACCCGAACCUGAACGGGUAUCUACUCUCGGCCAGUGACGAUCAUACCAUCUGCCUGUGGGACAUUAACGCCACACCGAAGGAACAUCGGUUGAUCGAUGCAAAAAAUAUCUUUACCGGGCAUACGGCCGUGGUGGAGGAUGUCGCUUGGCAUCUGUUGCACGAAUCACUGUUCGGGUCGGUGGCCGAUGAUCAGAAGCUGAUGAUUUGGGAUACUCGCUGUAACAACACCUCGAAACCAUCCCACACGGUUGACGCACAUACAGCCGAGGUGAACUGUCUCAGCUUCAAUCCCUACUCGGAGUUUAUACUGGCGACCGGAUCGGCCGACAAGACGGUUGCUCUGUGGGAUUUGCGUAAUUUGAAGCUGAAGUUACACUCGUUUGAAUCGCAUAGGGAUGAAAUUUUCCAGGUCCAGUGGUCACCGCACAAUGAAACCAUUCUCGCUUCGUCCGGCACGGAUCGCCGGCUCCAUGUGUGGGAUCUCUCCAAGAUCGGCGAAGAGCAGAGUGCGGAAGAUGCGGAAGACGGACCGCCGGAAUUGUUGUUCAUCCACGGUGGCCACACGGCAAAGAUAUCCGACUUCUCGUGGAACCCGAACGAACCGUGGGUUAUCUGUUCCGUGUCGGAAGAUAACAUUAUGCAGGUGUGGCAAAUGGCGGAAAACAUGUACAACGAUGAGGAUCCGGAUGUGCCGGCGAGCGAAAUCGAGGGUGGUGCACCGUAAGAGGAUCGUUGUGUUUUUUAAGUAUUCGCAGCAUUAUUCGAAAUGGAACAGUUCAUCAGUUCCCCAACACAGCUUAUCGUUUUCAAUUUAUGUUAUCCACAUUUCCGUUUUAUUAUUUACUUUAUGCACUGCUUGCACAGUGGAAUGAUAAUAGGGGUCAAUUCUCAAAUCUUAACGUGGACCGUGGACGUGAGGUUUACUGUAUCGUUUUAUGUUUUAAAUAAAUAAGUUCUUUUAAACAGACACACCUUAAUGUAGAAGAUCCUUCCAUUGGUACAACUUUAUCUGGUGUAAGGCAGUAAU
Anopheles moucheti is the source of this 2045-nucleotide messenger RNA. RefSeq names its product chromatin assembly factor 1 p55 subunit (gene Caf1-55). Gene Ontology annotation, cellular component: NuRD complex; ESC/E(Z) complex; nucleus. Gene Ontology annotation, biological process: regulation of gene expression. The record is from RefSeq and is a predicted model, not a curated record. Gene Ontology annotation, molecular function: histone binding. Bases 453 to 1742 code for a protein of 429 amino acids. The transcript is spliced from 2 exons. Lineage: Eukaryota; Metazoa; Arthropoda; Insecta; Diptera; Culicidae.